UCACUCUAUGUAUCUGUAGCUCCGCCUCUUCCUCUCAUUCUGUCCCACUCUGUCUCCCUGCAAAGAUUCGGUUCAAAUUUAUUUUAUUGGCUGCUUGCGUCUCCAAGGAAACCGUCCUGAAACCAUGUGUUAGACCAGCUGUAACAGUAUACAGGAAGACUAAGAUGUUGGCACCACUGAAGUAUCUGGGAUUUCUUCUGAUCCUCUCCUGCUGUUCAUCAGAAGAGCCACGUGUCCUAAAAUUUGUUGUGGCUGUGUUUAGGCAUGGCGAUCGAUCCCCCAUAGAGUCUUUUCCAAAUGAUCCUCACAAAGAAGAAGUGUGGGGUCAAGGCUUUGGACAGCUGACUGAGUUGGGGAUGAGACAGCAAUAUGAGUUAGGAAGUUUUCUGAGGAGACGCUAUGAAAGAUUCCUCAGUGCAGACUACAACAGUAAAGAGGUGUAUGUGCGCAGCACCGACUACGACCGCACGCUUAUGAGCGCUGAAGCCAAUCUGGCUGGGCUGUUUCCCCCGAAUGUUCGUCCUCCUCCCAUCCAGCCCCAACUACUGUGGCGUCCGGUCCCAGUACACACUGUCCCCAGGUCCCAGGACAAGUUACUGAAGACACCCUUUAAGCACUGCCCCAGGUUCAGAGAUUUGAUGGCCGAAACCUUUCGAAGUGAAGACUACCAGAGAGUCCUCAGGAACUAUAAGGGAUUCAUUCAAGAAUUGUCAAACCACACUGGCUACCCGGUGGACAGGCUGGCAGUGAGGAAAGUUUGGAGGAUCUAUGACACCCUCUACUGUCAGAGAAUUCACAACCUGACAGUCCCAUCCUGGGCGACCCCGCGAGUGUUUAACACUCUGGAGGAAAUCGCAUCCUUUGAGGUCAUGUACAGUGUCUUCACUCACAAGCGCAAAGACAAGGCCAGACUGGCGGGAGGGAUGCUGCUGAAUGCUAUCCUGGGGAAUUUCACAAGCACUAUGAAGAAGGAGAGCCCACUCAAACUGAUCAUGUACUCAGCUCAUGACUCCACACUAAUCACUCUCCAGGCUGCCCUGAAUGUGUACAAUGGACGAUUGCCUCCUUACGCUUCCUGCCAACUCUUUGAGUUUUACCAGGAGAAAGAUGGAUCAAACUCAAUUGGUUUAUUUUACCGAAAUGACUCGAACCAUGACCCCUAUCCAACCCCUGUGCCUGGCUGCCCUACCAACCCAUGCCCAUUAACUACCUUCUUUGAGGCUGUGAGUGAUGUCAUCACACAGGACUGGGAUGCAGAGUGUGGACUUAAACAGGCCGGGUCACAAUCCAGUGUGAUUUUGGCUCUUGCAGUGGCUGUGGGUGUCCUAGCUGUGGCGCUGCUGGGAAGUAUAUUAGCCUUUAUUUACAGGAGACAGGAUUACCACUCAGUGGAAAAAUAGCCCCACAGAAACACUUUUUAUAAUGCUGCUGCAAUGUUGUUUUGUGAAAAUAUUGCUACUAUUUUAUAGCAAUGCUGUGAUAAGGCUAUGCUAACUUGGUAAAGCGAAUGAAGUGGAUGAUUCACAUGAGAUGAGAUGGGAGAGAACUGAGUGAGUUAUUUGUGGGUGUACCUGCAGUGCCUAUGUUUUAACCUGCCUGGCUGUGGUAACACAGAAACAUUACUUGAUAUGAAUCUAACUGGUUGUUUUUCAAUAUAUCACUGACUGAAGAAUUAGUUCAAAUUUUUUAAAUAGGGUAAUUUCAAAAUGAAUUGGUAGAUAAAUUAGAUUUUAAUCAUUUUAAUCUGAAUAUGCUUAUUUAGUUGUUAAUCAAUUUUAAGUGACUUUGAAUGAGACAUGCUACAUUUCUUCACUGUAAACUGCUCAUAUAAAUGCAUGGCAAUUUAUUUAUUGAUCAUUGACCUUUGUGAUAUAAUUGCAAAAAAUCAAUCAAAUGCAGUUUUUCGCUCAGUAACAGCAAUAACCACAAGUCUUCAUCAACAUAAUUUAGUCUAAAAUGAUUUCUUAGUCUUUGUU
This is a messenger RNA of Conger conger (European conger), 1976 nucleotides long. Its product is annotated as testicular acid phosphatase homolog. The record is from RefSeq and is a predicted model, not a curated record. Gene Ontology annotation, biological process: regulation of neuronal synaptic plasticity; negative regulation of ERBB4 signaling pathway; peptidyl-tyrosine dephosphorylation involved in inactivation of protein kinase activity. The transcript is spliced from 12 exons. Lineage: Eukaryota; Metazoa; Chordata; Actinopteri; Anguilliformes; Congridae. The coding region runs from base 165 to 1400 and encodes 411 amino acids. Gene Ontology annotation, molecular function: acid phosphatase activity; protein tyrosine phosphatase activity; receptor tyrosine kinase binding. Gene Ontology annotation, cellular component: lysosome; postsynaptic membrane.